Molecule: messenger RNA, 1645 nt
Organism: Xenopus tropicalis (tropical clawed frog)
Lineage: Eukaryota; Metazoa; Chordata; Amphibia; Anura; Pipidae
Gene: syt15
Product: synaptotagmin 15
Exons: 8
Coding region: 158-1420 (420 amino acids)
Source: RefSeq, a predicted model, not a curated record
GGCUGCAGUGUGUCUGAAGCGCUGCCUCUAACACUCUCAUGAAUUUUGGAGCAAGGGUGAGGAAGGAACAAAGAGUUUUUAAUGGAAUGACACACUGAGUUCUCCUAAAUAACAUUUACAGAAGAGAAUAUUCAGCUUCUCACUGUGGGAUCCAGUCAUGUCUGAAGAAGUGGCUGCAGUGGCUGGAGGAGUCAUUGGUGUUGUUGCCAUUUUGCUUCUCAUCGGAAUAGGAGUAUAUAUUUUAAGGAAAAGAUUUUGCUUCUCCAGUCAAUAUGAAGAGUUUUUCAAUCAAGUUCCACCUACACACACAGAAGUUAUUGCAGUGGACAAGGAUUCUAUGUCGUUGGGGACCCAUAACAAAGAUGCUGUAAUGAAACAUGUGCCUUUCAUUGUGCCACCCAAGUUCCGCGGCCGAGACUGGAUUGGUUUGGGAAAUGGAGAACGUAUUCAGGAUGACAGUGAGCCUUAUACUGCACCUGAUUUCCUCCCACGUUCAUCCUUUUGCUCUUUGGGAGGGGCAUACGUUGUUGGUUCCAUUAACCCUGCUUUGUACAAAUUCCCAGAAGAAAAUGAAGAAACUGAUUUUCCAGAAGGAAACAUUGGGCGUAUUUGGUUUGCGGUAGAAUAUGAACUAGAGACAGAGAGGCUUGUGGUGUCCCUCAUGAAAGUGAGAAAUUUACAGUUUGGGUCAGAUUCCUGUAAUCCGUUUGUGAAGAUCCAUCUGCUUCCUGAUGAGAGGCGCCAUCUGCAGUCUAAAACAAAGCGUAAAACUGUGAACCCACAAUUUGAUGAAACGUUUGUCUUUCAGGUUUCAGGUAAAACUGUACAUCAGAGGACUUUGAGAUUUUCCAUUUAUCAUGUGGAUAAAAUAAAGAAACACCACCUUCUUGGACAGGUGGUCUUUCCCUUGAAAAAUGAGUCAUUAACAGAUGAUGAGAAUGUGGUAAUCUGGAGAGAUCUGGAACUUGAAAACCUGGAGCCACCAUCAGAAUAUGGAAACAUCCAGUUCUCUCUUAGCUACAAUGAUUACCUGGGUCGCCUGACUGUUGUGCUGCUUCGAGCAAAGGGCUUACAGUUUCUGGAAGAACGUGGCGUAAUAAGUUCAGCUUUUGUCAAAGUCUCUUUCAUGAAUCACAACAAACUUGUCAAAUGCAAGAAGACAGCCGCAAUCUGUGGGACAGCAAACCCAGUUUACAAUGAAACCUUCAGUUUCAAGGUGGAGCACAUAGGGCUGGAUACAGCAAGCUUGAGUCUGGCUGUUUAUCAGAAUGCGCAAGGAGAAAAGAGCCACUUGCUGGGCCGAGUUGUAGUUGGACCGUAUAUGUAUACUAGAGGGAGAGAACUAGAACACUGGAAUGAAAUGCUUAACAAGCCAAAAGACCUGGUGAAGCGAUGGCAUGCUCUGUGCAUUAACACUUGAAAGUCAUGUAACAAAUCAAGUGAAAAUGGAAGCUUACUUAUCAUCAGGUGAAGUUCUUUACCCAAUGGUUGGGUAUCACAGGGUAUUACAGUGCAAACUAGGACUGAGAAAGAAACAAGAAACCUUUGAAUAUAGUCCAUUUGCUGGGACUGCAAAGAGGUCUUCUGCUGCUACAUUUCAGUGUUAUUAAAUUGUGCAACAAUGAGCAAUCUGUUUUCCAACUUC